ACUACACCUCCCAUCAUGCACCCGGGCCCCAAGGUGUCAGGCUCAGCCUGAGGCCUGAGACCCGGGCCGACCCCCGGGAGCCGGCAGGGGUCAGGCAGGAGGAGCAGAGCGCCGGGGGACUUCUGCGCUCCCGGCCCACCCCUGAGGUCGCGGACCCCCAUCACGUAGCGGGCCUCUCGAUCCCUGGCCCGUCCUCGGCACCGCCACAUUGGGCCUAAUAUGGCCGCUCGUGCUGGGACCCGCCAGGUUCGCAGAGAUCCGGGCCGAGGUCCAAGGCCAGGGACUGCUCCCGGCAUUCCUCGCGGGCGUGGCGUAGGCUCCCCUCGCCGAUCUCCAGGUCCCGCGAGUGGGAGACCCUCGGGCUUUGAGUGAUUGCAGGUAGCAUGGCCCAGGCCUUGAUUGAGGUGGAGCGGAAGUUCAUUCCUGGCCCUGACACAGAGAAGCGGCUGCAGGAGUUGGGGGGCACCCUGGAGCACCGGGUCACCUUCCGGGACAGCUACUAUGAUACCCCUGAGCUGAGCCUCAUGCGGGCUGACCACUGGCUGCGACAGCGAGAGGGUAGCGGAUGGGAGCUCAAAUAUCCGGGCGUGGCAGUGGUCGCAGGACCUCACACUGAGUAUGUGGAACUCACAGUUGAGCCUGCAAUUGUGGCCCAGCUCUGUGAGGUGCUGGGGGCUGACAUCCUGGGGGCUGGAAGUGUGGCUGUUGUGCUGGGCCCACUGGGGCUGCAGGAAGUAGCUAGUUUUGUGACUAAGCGUAGUGCCUGGAAGCUGGUGCUAUCCGGAGCUGAUGAAGAGGAGCCUCCGCUCAGGGUGGACCUGGAUACAGCCGACUUUGGCUACGCUGUGGGUGAGGUAGAAGCCCUGGUGCACGAGAAGGCUGAGGUCCCAGCUGCCCUAGACAAGAUCAACAGCCUCAGCAGCAUGCUCGGUGUGCCGGCGCAGGAGACAGCACCUGCCAAGGUGAUCAUGCACCUACAGCGCUUCCGGCCUCAGGACUACCAGCACCUGCUAGAAGUAUACAGCCCCAGGGAGAGGCCACAGGGGACUAAAGCUCCAGACAGCAGCUUGGGUUAGGGUGUCACUUCCUCAACAGCAAAGAGAACUCUGGGUCUAACAGGGGUCCUUCCUGAGCACACUGUGCCUCUUCCCCUGGCCUCUUCCCCACAGUGACUCCUCUCUCUCUAGCUCUGCCUGUUCUUUCACCUUACCCUCAGCUAUCCUUCCUUGAGCCCUCCCUGGCUGCCCCCUCCCUCAUCCGUCAGAUGCAAUCUGUGGGCCGCCCCUCUCCCCUGGCCGCUAAGCAGCCUCCAUUGAUUUCCGCUCGUGUUUAUAGGAUUUCCACUUAGCCGUGAUCAGUAGUUAAGCACAGGAAAAUCCCUUGCCACCCCCCCCUCCCUUGGUCGAUGCCAUUGAUUCUGCCAGCGCCUCCUAAACCGCCUGACAGCUGAGUUAGAGAUGAGGGGAGGCAGCAGGAAAUUCCCUGCCUUGGGGUGUGGGGAAUAGCAGCAGGUUGGGGAAGUGGGUGGGAAUCCCUUUUAGACAUCUGGAAGUUCUGGUUUCACUUUGCUACUGUGCCCUACUCUGGCCCAGAUGGUAGAGUGCCUCCUGUGGAGGUUUAGGGGCAAAUCUGCUCCCCAACCUGGAGACGGUAAAAAGAGCCCUUCUUUGUUGAAACAAGUUCCUAAGGCUCAAGGGAAGAUACAGACAUCCUGGAUAAGACGACUCUUCCCCGGGCGCCGCGGUGGCUCAGUUGGUUAGGUGUCUGCCUUCGGCUCGGGUCAUGAUCCAGGCUCCUGGGAUGGAGCCCCGCGUCAGGCUCCCUGCUCGGUGGGGUGUCUGCUUCUCCCUCCCCCUCUGUGAUCUCUCUUGCUUUCGUUCUCUCAAAUAA
This is a messenger RNA of Zalophus californianus (California sea lion), 1890 nucleotides long. It is a transcript of the gene THTPA, whose product is annotated as thiamine triphosphatase. The transcript has 3 exons. Gene Ontology annotation, molecular function: magnesium ion binding; thiamine triphosphate phosphatase activity. The record is from RefSeq and is a predicted model, not a curated record. Lineage: Eukaryota; Metazoa; Chordata; Mammalia; Carnivora; Otariidae. Bases 384 to 1076 code for a protein of 230 amino acids. Gene Ontology annotation, biological process: dephosphorylation; thiamine diphosphate metabolic process; thiamine metabolic process.